Messenger RNA from Drosophila serrata, 642 nucleotides. RefSeq lists its product as uncharacterized. Lineage: Eukaryota; Metazoa; Arthropoda; Insecta; Diptera; Drosophilidae. The record is from RefSeq and is a predicted model, not a curated record.
AUGAUAAUAGAGCGCCAUCGAAAACUUACGUCUGAGUCGGAAUCGAGAGACAUUUCCCUGGGGGCCCAAAAAGUACUUCGAGGAAAAGUCGUGGAAGAAGUUAUAUCCAAUACAAAGUUAUUGCCAAAAAAGCAUCGCACCACAAAGGCGGUGCGUGAAAUGCCAUCAUCGAUUACUCUGGAGUCGGAAUAUUACUGUCCUUCAAGCACCAUUACAGCCUCACAUCUGACAAAGAAGCAGACAUUCUUAAGGGUCCAGCCGCCAGCAAACAGGGAGAUCAUCAGCAAGCUGGUAGAGAAGAUGACCAUGGUUUGUGGCAGAGCCAAAGCUGAGGAUGUUGUCCCCACAGCGUCUCAGGGUUCCCCGAAGCAAUCAUCCGGAAAACGUAAGGAAAUGGCGACUCCUGGAACGUCCCGGAACAAACAAAAGUCAAUCAAAUCGAAUCCAGAUCGGCGACCAUUGUCUUCCCGAAAGGCAGAUCGUGGUGCCAAGGAGAAGGUGGAACGUGUACAGAAAAAGAAAAUUAUGGCCAAGUCUCCCACCAAGCUCUCAAAGAAUUCAGGUCGAAAAAUGCGAAGCGUUAGGGAAUCCUCCCGUUCCUUUAAAGCUGUGCCGCUUUCCAAUGAUCGCUGGCGAAUCUAA